This is a messenger RNA of Pteronotus mesoamericanus, 5075 nucleotides long. It is a transcript of the gene FBXO40, whose product is annotated as F-box protein 40. Gene Ontology annotation, cellular component: cytoplasm. The record is from RefSeq and is a predicted model, not a curated record. The transcript has 3 exons. Lineage: Eukaryota; Metazoa; Chordata; Mammalia; Chiroptera; Mormoopidae. Bases 33 to 2159 code for a protein of 708 amino acids. Gene Ontology annotation, molecular function: protein binding; zinc ion binding; ubiquitin protein ligase activity.
AGCAUUAUAAAGCAAGAAGAAAUUAGGAAGCUAUGGGCAGGGCACGCAGGCCUCCACCUGGGCAGCACAGACAUUGCGAGAGAUGCUUCAACCGUCACUGCCAUGUUCCUGUGGAGCCCAAUGUCUCCUGCAUGGUGAUAAACUGCCACUUAUCCUGUGGUGCCACCUUCCACAUGUGCAAAGAGGCAGAGCAUGAGCUCCUGUGCCCUUUAGAGCAGGUUCCGUGCCUCAACUCUGAAUAUGGCUGCCCGCUUUCCAUGUCCCGCCACAAGCUGGCCAAGCAUCUGCAAGUGUGCCCCGCCAGCGUGGUCUGCUGCUCCAUGGAGUGGAACCGCUGGCCAAAUGUGGACUCUGAAACAACCCUUCAUGAGAAUAUCAUGAAAGAGACCCCCAAUGAGGAAUGUUUGGACACAGCCCUAGCCCUCCAGGACCAGAAGGUCCUUUUCAAAUCCUUGAAAAUGGUAGAACUUUUCCCAGAAACUAGAAAGCCCACCAAGGAGGAACCUACUCUGAAUGGAGAAGCCAGUUGGGAAGAAAUGGCGGGAGCGGUCGGUGGAGCAAACACUGGUUUACUACCACAUAGCUCUCUGUCAGCCACUAAAGGAGAGAUGGCAGAGCUGAGUCAAGAAGAACGUGAGGUCUUGGCCAAAACCAAAGAAGGGAUGGACCUGUCCAAGUUUAGCAAGUGGGAAAAUAUUUUCAGCAAAGAGAACGCAGCCUCUGCUUUAACAAACUCAUCAGCGAGCUGUGAGAAUAACAGUGAUGGCCAAGGGAAAGAACAGAUUUCCAACGGCAAUAAUGUGGUGGGAGAGGACACUGCUAAAGGGAAAGAAUCACAGGAAAACCAGAAACAGCAGGGCUGUCAUGCAGCUGUGGAAACAACAGGGCUUGCCCCUUGGCAGGAUGGUGUCCUGGAAAGACUGAAAACAGCUGUGGAUGUGAAGGACUAUAAUAUGUAUCUGGUGCACAAUGGGAGGAUGCUAAUUCACUUUGGUCAAAUGCCUGCUUGUACACCUAAGGAAAAGGACUUUGUUUAUGGCAACCUUGAGGCUCAGGAAGUGAAGACCGUUUACACCUUCAAAGUUCCUGUGAGCUACUGUGGGAAGCGGGCUCGCAUUGGUGAUGCCAUGUUGAGUUGUAAGCCAAGUGAACACAAAGCAGUAGACACUUCAGAUUUAGGGAUCACUGUGGAGGACCUGCCCAAAUCAGAUCUCAUCAAGACCACCCUCCUGUGUGCUUUGGAAAGAGAACUCAAAGGUCAUGUCAUCUCUGAAUCCAGGAGCAUUGAUGGGCUGUUCAUGGAUUUUGCUACUCAGACAUAUAGUUUUGAGCCAGAACAGUUUUCCUCUGCAACAGUGCUGGCUGACCUAACCACUUCCAACCCAGAGGGGCUCCAUGUGGAACUCCACAGUGAGUGUGUGACCAGGAGACACAACAAGAGUAGCUCUGCCUUCACUUUCACUUGCAACAAAUUCUUCAGGAGGGAUGAAUUCCCUCUGCAUUUCAAAAAUGUCCACACAGACAUUCAGUCAUGUCUCGAUGGCUGGUUCCAGCAUCGGUGCCCCCUUGCCUACUUGGGAUGUACAUUUAUUCAAAACCACUUCCGUCCCCCGGGACAAAAGGCAAAAGUGAUCUAUAGUCAAGAGCUCGAGACCUUUGCCAUCAAGCCAGAGGUUGCAUCAGAGCUGAAUGAGGGAAGGAAGAACAACUAUCUCUCAGGCCAUGGAGGAAAAAGCCAGAGUUCUCUAACCAGCUUGCCCUUGGAGGUUUUGCAGUACAUUGCUGGGUUCUUGGACAGCAUCAGCCUUUCCCAGCUCUCCCAGGUGUCUGUGCUGAUGAGGAAUAUCUGUGCCACUUUGUUACAGGAGAGAGGGAUGGUCCUCCUGCAAUGGAAGAAGAAGAGGUAUUCCCAUGGAGGCACCUCCUGGAGAGUUCACAGGAAGAUCUGGCAAUUCAGCAGCCUCUUCUCUAAAAUCAACAACUGGGAAUUCAAUGACGUUACCUCCAUGUCUGAGCACCUGAAGACCUGUCCUUUCAACGUUGUGGAGCACAAGACUGACCCAAUUCUUUUGACCAGCAUGUGUCAGCCCCAUGAGCAGGCCCAAGAGAGCUUAGUUGCCACCUUUCGAGCUAGACCACAGGGAAGACAAGCCAAGUAAAGAGUCCGAUACCACUGUUCUUGAGUUCUUCCUCAGAGUUACUGAAAGUAGGACAGAGUAUGUUUUGGGGGACUUCCCCCUGAAAACUGCAUAUAUGCUUAUCUAAGUGUACUAGAACAUGCAAUAUCCUCUAAAACCUGAGAAGUUGUACAAAGUCUAAGAACUUCCUAAGCCCUGCCUUGUAUAAUUGCUAUAGUACUGUAUUGAUGACUUAUUUCUUUUCCUUUUUCCUUUUUUAUUUCUGAAAUAGAUUAGCCUAAAGAGAAAAUAGGUAACUUGAGGUCAUUGAGGAAGAUAAGCCCAGUUUCGUAAGAGAUGAGAAAGCAGUGAAUUCCAUAAGCAGCAUUAGCCUGUGUUUUUAUGGGAUGGGGGCAUGUCCAGUUUACAAGCAUGUUCAAAUUUGUGGGGCAGACAAUGCCCAGUCUACCAUGGUGCAGGGCACACAGUUUGAAGGUUCUAGAACUGGGGCUGUCUUGACUUUCAAGUCCAGGGCUGUUUUUCAUUGCCCCGCUUCCCCUAAGCCCAGAUAUCCAAACACAGCCUGACAGAAUAGAGACCUUGGCUAAGCACAGCAUCCUUGAGGACACCACAAACCAAAGGAUGAAAGGCAGAAAUAAGGUCACAGAGUUUGUUGUAGAGAGUCUUGGCAACAUAUAGAACAACCUUGAAAAUUAAGGAGUCCAAAAGAGAUACUAUAUUCUUAAAGAAAAUAAGGUCAAAAAACCUCAAGCUUACAUUUUCAUAGUGACUUAAGAGUUACUGUUCAUUUCCACUGAAAAUUAUACUUUAGGUCUGAAUUAGGGAGAACACAGACAUAGCCCAGCACCAGCAUGCACCGCAGGUCCUGUGGCACUGGUCACCAGGUCCUGGAUACCACUUGCGUAGCCCAUGGGAGAUCUUGGGAAGGAAGUCAUGGGAACAUAAUGGGUCCCUAUAAUGGCUCCUCCCUGUAACUGGUCAUGCCCUCAGUCUGUCAAAAAUUGGUGACACUGCUAGUUUUGGGUAACAAACAGCAAAUACUCAUGAGAACAAAAGUAAUAGAAAAAUUAAUAACAGAAACUGACUUCCCCUUUCCCUAAAGCAGGGUUUUUGGGAACUGCUACCAUUGUGCACCAAAUAAUUCUUUGUCAUGAGGGACUGUCCUAUGUAUUACAGUAUAUUUCAUAGCAUCCCUAGCCUCUAGUCGUAGAUGCCAGUAGUACCCCCACAGCUGUAACAACCAAAAAUGUCUCCAGACACUGUUAAUUAUCCUAUGAAUCACUCCUGGUUGAGAACCCCUGCCCUAAAAGAUGACAUACCAAUGGCAGUUAAGUUAGGAUCAGCUUUUUAGUACAGCAAAAUCUUCUCUCCCACGUAGUUAUCUACAAUGGUAACAAUUUCAUCAGCUCUUCUUUAUUUAUGAAAUAGGUUUGAGACACAUGGUGGUUUUAAGUUGGAACCAGAUGGAGCUGAUUUGUUUGGUAUGGCUUCGUGCCCUUCAGUCAAAUGCAAAAGCCUAUCCUUUCGGCUCUCUCUACGUGUAGCUGAAGUCAGGAAAGUUAAGCUAGCCAUCUUAUGUUUACAUCUCUCUCGUUUAAUUAUGUCAUUUUCUAAGCAGUCCUAGCAGUCCACAAGCACUUGAGAAAGAAGGGAAAAGGAGGCUAGGCAUUGUGGAGAAGUAGAUAACAAAGAAUUUAGCCAACAGCAACAACAAAAUGACUCCAGUUGAUCUGGAUGCUUGUUAUUGCCUGAAUCUCUCUCUGAACAUGGUCCAAAGCUGGUGUAGAGGAAGUGGAUGACACCUCUGAGAAGAGUCAAGAAGGAACUUGGGCAAGUCCCAGAACAGAAAUCUGCUCACCUUUUCAUUACAAUGUGCCACUUGGUACUCUUCAGUAGUGUAACUAUUUUUCCUCAUCCUUUUUUGGUUUAUAUUUCACAUUUGUAUAUAAGGCACCAUUUUCUAAAAAUAUAACUAGAGUGUGAGCUAAGAUUUUAUUCAGUGAAGAUAAAUAACUGGAAACAAACCCUGAAGUGGGAAAAAAGAUAGAAUUCUCCAGGUAUCAGUUUCAUGUGUUUUGGACCUAGUCCUUCCUAUAUGGAGAAAGAAACCUCCUAAAGUCAAUUCUGGGUUUCUUAUUUUAUUAGGAAAAAAAGGAGAGAGAGGGAGAAAGGGGAGAGAGAUAGGCCAAGGGAGGUGAGAAUUAGAGGCUACUGUUACAUGGGUGACAAGUACAGGGAAAGGUGGAGAGCAGAGGGCUGCCCCCUGCCAGUCAGGUGGGAGGGGCAGGCCAGGAACAAGAGAGCCAUCAGGAGAGUGCCACACUGCUCUGUGGGCUGCACACUCCAGCUGCACUGUGCUUUCUCUGUUGCUGCCUUCAGAGCAACACUGAAUCAAUCGACAUCACCAAACACAUGUUAUAAGAUAUGUAAUAGUAUAUGUUGCAGAAAGCAGGGUGCUGCAGUGUAUCCACCGGUCUACCGAAACAAGCACAUUUUGUGGUGAGAGGGCAGUUAGAGCAAAAGGAAACUGUUUUACAAAGACUGAAUUAGAAGAUGAUUUGGUUAGUGAGUUAAGGCUGUACUGAGCAGCAUGAGUAGCAAACAUUAUCUAACAGAGGCAAGACAGGCAUGGCCUCAGACGGAGAAACCCUGAGAGGAAUGAAAAGGGACUGUGUUCCCAGGAUGGAGAGAUGUCUGUGAGUAUCAUCACCAAGGUAACUGGUUCAGAGUAGAAAUCAGCUGAACUUGGAGGGUGAGGUCUGUAGGACUGUUGCCUUAAUAGCAUAGGAAUCUAGAAAAGAAGUUUCUGUCUUAAAAUAAAGGGAAAUGUGAAAAGCAAGGUGGGCCUUGGAAAUGUAGCAAGAAAACUACUGUAAAAUUCUGAUCUAUGUGUGAUGUCAAAUAAAACUGAAGUGAGGAAUGAGAUUGUGAAUAUCU